Messenger RNA from Dioszegia hungarica, 2415 nucleotides. RefSeq names its product DNA repair metallo-beta-lactamase-domain-containing protein. The coding region runs from base 1 to 2415 and encodes 804 amino acids. Gene Ontology annotation, molecular function: 5'-3' DNA exonuclease activity; damaged DNA binding. NCBI's taxonomy places the organism in Eukaryota, Fungi, Basidiomycota, Tremellomycetes, Tremellales, Bulleribasidiaceae. The record is from RefSeq and is a predicted model, not a curated record. Gene Ontology annotation, biological process: double-strand break repair via nonhomologous end joining; protection from non-homologous end joining at telomere; interstrand cross-link repair. The transcript is spliced from 10 exons.
AUGCGGACUAGCUCAGCUAGCAAGAAAGGAAAGGAGAAGGAGGUGUAUGGCAAUGAGGCAGAUCCUGUCGUCAUCAGCGAUGAUGAGAUGACUGGUGAUGCUUCUUCCGUCGUGACCCCUGCACCCAAGGCGCCGGUGGUGAGGAAAGAGAGCGGAUUGAAGAGACGGAAGAUGUCUCCUCCCCGCCCUUCACCACCGCUGCCCUCGGAACCCCCUCCGUUCGCCAACGUACCGGACUUUCAGCCACCGCCGACCUGGCCAGAGAUCAUCAAUACCGCCCCGGACCCUGCUGAGGAAGAGGGCGAGGACGGGGACGAGCACGAUAGGGAUGACGACUCUAUAGCGGGACGGGAUUACGAUCACCUCCUCGACUCGGACGAUCCUGACGAGGGGGACGAAGGAGACGGGGAGGAGGAUGCUGAUGGGAAUCGAUGCGAAACAACAAUCCUGGACCUGGAAGAAGCAGAAGCGGAGGAGAUCGUCCCUCUUGAUCAGCCACCUGGACCGCCGGGUAGGCGUCAGCCAUCCCCAACGGGCAGUAUAGGUCUGAACAUGGGCGGGUUGAAUCUUGAUAUGGAGUGGGGAGAGGAUAUGGAGGAAGGUAUGGGGAUGGAGGAUUUCGGAGCGGAGGAGGGGUUUGAUGGCGAGAAACACAUCAAUUCGUGUCUCGACACCUCCUCCAAAUCCAACUCAAAGUCUAAACCCACUUCCCGCCCCAUAUCAUCCUUCAACGCCUUCACCCCUCGUCCCUCCGCCUCCCCCUCGCCCCCUCCCGACCCAAAAGCCGGCGCCGGUCCCAACGCCUUCUCGGUCCUCAUGUCGGGCCACAAAGAGCGGGAGCAAUGGAAAGACGCCGAGAUUGACCUGAGUCGGAAUGGGACCCGGAUAGCCGGGAGGCGGAAAGCGCCGUUCUACAAGGUCAUGACAGGGAUGCCGGUCGCUGUGGAUGCGUUCAGGUAUGGGGCUGUUCCGAAAGUGACAGCUUAUCUGUUAUCACACGCGCACUCGGAUCAUUAUACGAACCUGUCAAAGAGCUGGACGCACGGUCCGAUCUAUUGCUCCAAGACGACGGGGAAUCUGAUUAUACAUAUGCUGGGUGUCGAGCCGCAGUGGGUGCAUGGUCUAGAUGAAGAUAUCCCGUUCGAGAUGCCCAAUACAGGAGGAGUCAAGGUGACCGUCAUCGAGGCAAAUCAUUGCCCCGGCUCGUCCAUCUUCCUCUUUGAAGGUCCCCAGACCGUCAACGCCGGUGAUGGCGGCUUCCGCUCCCCCUACGUCGGCUCCAAGCGGAUCUUCCGUUACCUUCACUGCGGUGAUUUCCGAGCAUGCCCCAAGAUGGUCCUCCACCCCGAUAUCGCCCGCGCCAAAAUCGACACGUGCUACCUCGACACCACCUACCUCAACCCCAAAUACUGCUUCCCGCCCCAACCUCAAGUGAUCGACGCGUGCGCUCAACUCGCCCGGAAAGUCGUCGUUGGUCUCCCUGACACUGCGCCCCCACUCGUCGACCUCAAGCCGCCCAUCUUUGACCAAAAGCCCGAUCUGGAUGAUAAUGGGGAUGUCAAGCCCGAUCUAGGCGGCGGAGUGGGCAAAUUUGAGCCGGUACUUGCUGAGCAACAGGCGGAGGAGAGGGGGAAGGCGAUGAUGAAGGAUUGGUUGGUCAAUGUCAAGGCUGAGGCGGGUGGCGGGGACACUAAGGAUGGCGUGAAGACGGAAGGGGAAGAAUUGGUGGAGAUUGAUAGGAAGCCGAAGGGGCGGACUCUGGUGGUCAUGGGUACCUACUCAAUCGGGAAAGAACGGAUCGUCAAGGCCGUCGCCAAAGCCAUCGGAUCCAAGAUCUACUGCGACCCCCGUAAAAAGGGUAUCCUCCUCUGCGAGACGGAUCCCGAGCUCCACUCGCUCCUCACGUCCGAUCCACUCGACGCGCAAGUCCACCUCCUCCCGCUCGGCAAUAUCCAGCUGGACCGGAUGCAGGAAUACCUCGUCCGUCUCCACCCGCACUUUGAUCGCAUCCUCAGCUUUCGGCCGACAGGGUGGACAUAUUCCCCGCCGGCGGGCACGGAUCUGAUGCCGGAUGUGAAUAUGGUGAUUCGAAGGGAUCAGAGUCGGUGGUUUACCGAUGCGAGUCUGAGGCCUAUGCGGGGGAGCUGCAGGCAGUUUAUGAUGUAUGCAGGCGUACCGUACUCGGAACAUUCGAGUUUCUUUGAAUUGACUUGUUUUGCGUUAAGUCUGCCAGGACCGGAUGUCAAGAUGAUCGCUACGGUCAAUGUGGGGAAUGAGAAGAGCCGGGCGAAAAUGAAGAAAUGGUUCGAAAAGUGGCAGGCGGAAAAAGCGAAGCGGAAAGAGAAGAAGUUGCCUGCGAUUGUUGAUUACAGGGAUAUCACAUAUGUGAGUGGGGCUCUUGCUGACUGGGAGUAA